Messenger RNA from Heterobasidion irregulare TC 32-1, 2427 nucleotides. RefSeq lists its product as uncharacterized. The transcript has 13 exons. NCBI's taxonomy places the organism in Eukaryota, Fungi, Basidiomycota, Agaricomycetes, Russulales, Bondarzewiaceae. The record is from RefSeq and is a predicted model, not a curated record. The annotation marks the transcript as partial. Gene Ontology annotation, molecular function: guanyl-nucleotide exchange factor activity.
AGCCUCGACUCGGAAGAGGGCCUGCGCCGCUUUCAGGCCGGACAGGUCCCAGAGAAAGAUGAGCAGUGGCACCGCUUCGUCCCGCCCGAGGCCAUUGACGCCCUCGGCAAGCACGAGGUCGAGCGCCAGUCCGUCAUCUGGGAGGUCUUCACCUCCGAGCGCGACUACGUCUCUGAUCUCGAGCUCAUUCGCGACAUCUUCAUUGAACCCCUCAGAAAUGCCCAGCCUGAGGUCAUCCCCCAGCCCCGCCUCCACGGCUUCAUCACCGAGCUCUUCUGGAAUAUCGACAAGAUCCGCGCCCAUCACCAACGCAUGCUCGCCUCCCUCUUCAACCGCCAGCGCGAGCAGCACCCGCUCGUAUCCAGCGUCGCUGACAUCGUCCUCGACAACGCCCUCCUCUUCAUGUCUGACUACGAAUCCUACAUCAAGCACUCCCCCCUCUCCCUCUCGCGCCACCGCACCGAGCUCGCCCGCAACCCCGCCUACGCCGCCUUCCUCGCGACCCAAACCGCCCGCGCUGACCCCCGCCUGCGCCGGCGCGACCUCAAGACGCUGCUCUCGCGCCCCGUCACGCGCCUCCCGCGCCUCAAGCUCCUCCUCGAGCGCGUGCACUCGCGCACCGACCCGGAGCACCCCGACGCCGAGACGCUCCCGCUCCUGCUCACCGUCCUCGGCGACCUCGUGAAGAGCGCGGAGCCCGGCAUCGCCGUCGCCGAGGGCAAGGUCGGCUUCUGGGACGUGUGCGAGAGCCUGGUGUAUUCGCGGGGCGAGAUCAUCGACAUGGACCUCUAUGACGAUAGCCGCACGCUCAUCUACUCGGGCCCGCUCGCGCGCAAGUCUCGCUCCGACAACUGGCACAGCUGGUCCGAGCUCCUCGUCGCCCUGCUCGAUAACUACCUCCUGCUCUUGCGGGAAGAAACCCGCCCGAACGGGGCCGUCAAGCGGCUUGUCAUCUCCCGACCCAUCCCCCUCGACUACCUCCGCCUCGGCUCGUUCACCGACCCGCCAGAUACGCGGCGCGAGCGCAGCGCGGACAACGCGAGCUCUGGCGGGCUCGGGCUCGGGCUCCUGCAUAGCCUCACGGGCGGCGGCGCCGCGCGCGAGGAGGUGUUCCCGUUCACGCUGUACCACGCGGGCGCCAAGUCCGCACGGCGGUACACGCUGUGGGCGCCGAGCGCCGCGGCGCGCAGGCGGUGGCACGACGCGCUAGUGGACGCGCUCGGUGUCAGGCGGGUGCGCCAGGAGGCGAACAUGUGGUUCGCACCGCAGGUGCUCAACGACGGGUUCUUCCGCGUCGGGUCGCCGCGCGCGGUUCAGGGCCCCGAUGCGGGGACGAAGCUCACGGGGAGGGUCGCCUGCGCGGUGCUGUUCUCCAGCGCGGGGAAGCACUUCCUCGCUGUGGGGUGCGCGGACGGGAUCUACGUCGCCGUGCGCGGGCAAGAUUCGUUCAUGCGCGUCCUUUCGCUCGCGAGCCCGACGGCGCUGAUAGCGCUGCAGGAGUUCAACAAGCUGCUCGUGCACCACGAGGCGACGCUGCUCUCGUACUCGCUCGACCUCCUCGCGCGCGUCGCGCUCACGCAGGCGCCCGCGCGGAGCCUCGCCGCGUCGCUCGAGCACGUCGCGCCGCUCGACGCGAGCGUCGCGUUCUGCAGGGCGGGGCGCUUCGGCGAGCGUACCCUCGUCGUGUACGCGGCGAAGGGUUUCUUGCAGAUGACGCUCCACGCGCUCGAGGUCGUGCACAUCGCGGAGACGGGCGCGGUGCCGCGACGGAGCCAGACCGGCCCGCUCGGCUUCCGGUCCUUCGGCUCGCCGUUCAACGCGCCCAGGGAUACACACGACGCGACGUUCCUCGCGAAGAGCGUCGCCGUGUGCGCCGGCUCGAGCAUCCUCAUCCUCAAGCCCACAGACUUCGCGAGCGCGCCGCCGACGGUCGUGCCCGACUUUGCGCAGGCAAGCCUGAACACGCCGAUGGCGUCGCUCAAGGCGCGCUGCGAGGACGCGCGCGUACUGGGCAUUGUGCGGCAAGACACCUCGGAGCUUCUCGUGGUUUACGACGACAUAGGCUGCUACGUCGACAAAUACGGCACGCCGAGCCGCUCGUCGGGGUACGUGCGCUGGGAGACCAAGGCGGCGGCGUACGCGCAACGCGGCGGGCACCUGCUGCUCUUCUCGUCCGCGUUCGUCGAGGUGCGGCAGGUCGCGACGGGCCGGCUCGUGCAGGUGAUCGAGGGGCAGGACGUGCGGCUGCUGCACGCGGGCCUCGCGGAGAAGGACGCCCUGCUUGUGGGCUGGACGGGAGAGCGCGCGGGCCAGGCGGGCCAGGCGGGCGCGAGCGAGCGGAUCGUGGAGCUCGUGCAAACGGCGGAAAUCGCGCCUGCGACGCCAUCGAGCGCCGUGCAAGGGGUUUGGGACGAGUGGGACAUGUGA